GCUGCCAGACAAGCAGACCUGUUGUGAGGCCCCUGAGGCUUGAAGCCCAUCAGCCUGCAGUAAGUCAUUCCAUGAGCGCUAUGAAUGCAAAAGCCAGCUCUGGAGGUGAGGAGGAAGACUCAGGAAUGAGGAGUGAGACCUUGGGGAAGAGCAGCUGCUUGGGAGAGGUCAAGAGGGGACAAGUGAUCCUUGUUGCCUACCUGAUUGUAACCCUGGAGCUGACCUUCCUCUUCAUGCAGCUGGGAGUCAUGCCCUACUUGGCAAAGAGCCUAGGUUUGGAUUCGAUGGGAUUUGGCUAUCUCCAGACAACCUUUGGUAUCCUUCAGCUCGUGGGAGGCCCUAUUUUCGGAAGGUUUGCAGAUCAGUUUGGUACCCGAUCAGCCUUAAUUCUUUCCUGUGCAUCUGGAAGUGCCUUCUUCCUGCUCACAUCCAUCUCAAGCAGCAUCCCACUCCUCUUCCUCUCCAGGCUGCCAGCUGUGUUCAUGCAUGGGCUACCAGGUGCUCAGAAGGUCAUUACAGACCUGACUGCUCCUUCCCAACGAGCCGAUGCUUUAGGGAAGCUGGGUUUUUGCUUUGGAAUAGGCAUCAUCACUGGCUCUUCCCUGGGAGGUAUCCUCUCCACCAAAUUCAACACUUUUGUUCCAAUGUAUGUCGGGCUGGUGGGAAGUCUCAUCAAUACCGUGAUAGCAAUGGUUUACAUCCCUUUGCAGGCUAAACCAAAGCCAGACCAUCGUGUGACAGAGGACAGAACAUCACAGUCUGGCAGCACGUUUAGCAUCAGAGAAAUCCUGCGCCUGAUGAAGUUUCCGGGAGUAAUGGAAAUUUUCCUAGUCAAGGUCCUUGCUCAACUCCCCAUAGGUUUGUUCCUGGUUAUGUUUUCUAUCAUCUCUAUGGAUUUCUUUGGCUUGAAAGCAGUGGAGUCUGGAUACCUGAUGUCAUAUUUUGGUGUCCUUCAAAUGGUUGUACAGGGUCUGGUUGUUGGAAAACUCACUAGCCACUGCACAGAGAAGACCCUGCUUAGGCUCGGCGUCUUUGUCUUCGCCGGCGUGGGCCUGGGCAUGGCUCUGAUGAGGACCGUGUGGCACUACUGCAUCAUUGCAGUGCCACUGGUGUUCGCCUUCAGCAUGCUGGGCACCAUCACCGACAGCAUCCUCACCAAGGCUGUCCCCUCCUCUGACACUGGUACCAUGCUCGGGAUCUGCGCCUCAGUGCACCCCUUGACCCGGACAGUGGGCCCAACCAUCGGUGGAGUUUUGUACAAACAGUUUGGAGUCUCCUCCUUUGGCUACCUACAGCUAAUUGUCAAUACGGGUUUGUUUGUUUACCUCUUAAAGAGUAAAAUCCCACUGAGAGAGAUGAAAAGCCAAUAAUGUAGUUGCAAGAAAGUAACCCUCUUAUUUCUCCAUGGAAAUAAAGAUGUUCUUGAGCUUUAUUUUUGAUUCCAUAAACCUGGAAUAAA
Molecule: messenger RNA, 1459 nt
Organism: Colius striatus (speckled mousebird)
Lineage: Eukaryota; Metazoa; Chordata; Aves; Coliiformes; Coliidae
Gene: SLC67A1
Product: solute carrier family 22 member 18
Exons: 11
Coding region: 72-1370 (432 amino acids)
Biological process (GO): transmembrane transport
Molecular function (GO): transmembrane transporter activity
Source: RefSeq, a predicted model, not a curated record